This is a messenger RNA of Didymosphaeria variabile, 1014 nucleotides long. RefSeq lists its product as uncharacterized. The record is from RefSeq and is a predicted model, not a curated record. The transcript has 2 exons. The coding region runs from base 1 to 1014 and encodes 337 amino acids. Gene Ontology annotation, biological process: positive regulation of transcription by RNA polymerase II. Lineage: Eukaryota; Fungi; Ascomycota; Dothideomycetes; Pleosporales; Didymosphaeriaceae. Gene Ontology annotation, molecular function: DNA-binding transcription factor activity, RNA polymerase II-specific; sequence-specific DNA binding.
AUGAUGGGACGACCCAUAGGCUUGCGAGACGAAGCUUGUGAGCUGCGGUUACCGCAGGAUCUGGACGAUCAUGCGCUUGUCGGUGUACAAGAUUUGGACGGCUACACCACCGGAAACAUGGCUUUGUCCAUUCAUCUAUUCAAGCUGUCCAAAAUCAACUCCGAGAUCAAAUACGUUGCAAACAGUAUCGUACGCGAAGCGCCUUCGUAUGCUUAUCCGCCAAUCUCCGACAUACAUGCAUGGCAGCGAAGCACGCUUGCACAGCUGGAUCAAUGGGCUUCGACGAUCCCGCAAACUCAACCUCGCCAUGCUUAUGUUCGCACAUUAUGCGAACUUCGUUACUAUUCUAUGAGGAUUCUUCUUCUACGACCUAGUCCUGCUAUUCCGAAGCCUUCCAUUGAAUCGUUGACGGAGUGCUACGGUCUUUCAUGGCGGGCAAUUCAUGUUUAUGACAAGCUCUACCGUCAGGACAUGCUUGUGCAUGACUGGCUAGUCUUGCACGGCAUCAUAUUCAGUACCAUCACUGCUCUAUACUGCAUAAGGGCCGUCCCAGAGCUCGCCCGAAAGACAGAGCUCGAUGAACUGAUGAACAAUCUCAGUUUGAGUCUCAGUCUUGUUAGCGUCGCAGGUGAGCACUGGUCUGGAGCGAAACGAAGUCGUCAGAUUCUUGAUGAUAUGGGGAGGUCUACUAUAAAGUGGAUGAAGGCUCUAAGAGCGACGACUAACCCUGAGCUCGAUCACCGUAUCGCUAGAUAUGAAGGACCCCAUCUUCCAAUGACCUCAAGUAUUCCGGAAUCAACGUCGCCAAUGGGCACAAAUGCGGGUGGCAUGUUCGCUGGACUCAACUCGGCCAACGCAUUUUCAGCCGCAACGCCAUCAAGCCUGAGUUUGGAAGAUAGGUUUUGGGCGGACCCACCUCAGCUGUUUGAUUUCGGCGACAUCACGAAUGUGGAUGAUAUUAUGCACAGCUUGUUCGAAGAGUUCGUUCCGCAGACGAAUAAUGUACAAGACUGA